Molecule: messenger RNA, 849 nt
Organism: Camelina sativa (false flax)
Lineage: Eukaryota; Viridiplantae; Streptophyta; Magnoliopsida; Brassicales; Brassicaceae
Product: SNAP25 homologous protein SNAP33
Cellular component (GO): SNARE complex; plasma membrane
Molecular function (GO): SNAP receptor activity
Source: RefSeq, a predicted model, not a curated record
AUACCAGUACAAGAACAAUUUCCGCGAUUCUGGUGGUAUCGAUAACCAGUCUGUUCAGGAGCUUGAGGGUUAUGCUGUGUACAAGGCUGAAGAGACUACGAAAUCUGUACAGGGUUGUUUGAAGGUUGCCGAGGAUAUUAGGUCAGAUGCUACUAGAACUUUGGUUAUGUUGCACGAUCAGGGCGAGCAAAUCACUAGGACUCACCAUAAAGCUGUUGAAAUCGAUCAUGAUCUCAGUCGAGGUGAGAAGCUUCUUGGAAGCCUUGGAGGCAUGUUUUCAAAGACUUGGAAGCCAAAGAAGACUCGUCCUAUUAAUGGUCCCAUCAUAACCAGAGAUCACUCACCAACUAGAAGAGUGAACCACUUAGAGAAAAGGGAAAAACUGGGACUGAACCCAGCACCCAAGGGACAAUCAAGAACCCGAGAAGCGCUCCCCGAACCAGCUGAUGCCUAUCAGAGAGUGGAGAUGGAAAAAGCUAAGCAAGACGACGGUCUUUCAGACUUGAGUGAUAUACUUGGUGAGCUAAAGAACAUGGCUGUUGACAUGGGAAGUGAGAUCGAGAAACAGAACAAAGGACUUGACCAUCUUCAUGAUGAUGUUGACGAACUAAACUUCAGAGUGCAACAAUCAAACCAACGCGGCCGUCGUUUGCUUGGAAAAUAGAUGAAUAGAGUUAUAUAUGUUCAUUACACUCAUUCCUCUCUUGUUUGAUUCUCUGUGGCUUUGUUCUUUAAACCUGAAAAGGUUCUUAUCAUGUUAUCCCCAUGUUAUAUUACAUUACUGCCUGUGUUUGUAAUUGAUCUUAUUGCAGAAAACUUAUUUGUUCAAACAGAAGCAAUUUUGCUAUC